This is a messenger RNA of Antechinus flavipes (yellow-footed antechinus), 5653 nucleotides long. Its product is annotated as vomeronasal type-2 receptor 26-like. Gene Ontology annotation, cellular component: membrane. Gene Ontology annotation, biological process: G protein-coupled receptor signaling pathway. Gene Ontology annotation, molecular function: G protein-coupled receptor activity. The transcript has 7 exons. The record is from RefSeq and is a predicted model, not a curated record. Lineage: Eukaryota; Metazoa; Chordata; Mammalia; Dasyuromorphia; Dasyuridae. Bases 1 to 2763 code for a protein of 920 amino acids.
AUGGCGGCUGUCUGGUCCAUCCACUCCUCCUCUUGUGGCCUCUCACGAACAUGGCAGCUGUCUAGUCCAUGCACUCUUCCUCACGUGGCCUCCCACGGACGCGGCUGUGUGGUUCAUCCAUUUCUCCUCACAUGGCCUCCCACAGACAUGGCUCUCCAUUCCAUCCACUCCUCCUCAUGUGGCCUUCCAUGGACAUGGCUGUCUAUUCCGUCCACUCCUCCUCACAUGGCCUCCCACGGACAUGGCUGUCUGUUCCGUCCACUCCUCCUCAUAUUGCAGGAAAAACACUACAGUCGAGUCUUGGCCCUGCUAUUUGCUAUUGAGGAGAUCAACAAGGACCCUAAUUUGUUACCCAAUAUUACUCUUGGAUUCCACAUUUAUAACACCCAACCCAAUGAGUUCAGCACAUUGGAGAGCUCCUUAAUGUGGCUGUCAGGACAAGGACUGACUGUUCCAAAUUACCUCUGUGAGAAACAAGGCCAGUCUGUGGCUGUCAUUGGAGGAGAAACUUCUGAAUUAUCAAUCCAAAUAAAUACCCUUCUUAAUCUCUACAAGUUCCCACAGAUCAGCUAUGGACCAUUUGAUCCUUUCCUGAGUAACAAGGUUAAUUUUCCAAGUGUUUAUCAACUGGCAUCCAAGGAUUCUGGCCUUGCUCUGGGAAUGGUCCGAUUAAUGGCACAUUUCUACUGGACAUGGGUGGGACUGGUUAUAGUAGAUAAUGCCAGGGGGGAAACAUUCCUUUGGGACAUAAGAGAAGAGAUGACCAAGAAGGGUGUCUGUGAAGCUUUUGUAGAGAAGAUUCCUACCAGUGAUAAAUACAUAAAUUCCCUUGGAGAUACCAUGCGAAGAAUUAAUCGAUCUUCUGCUAAUGUAAUCAUUAUUUAUGGAGAUAGCAAUUUACUAAUGACUCUGAAAUAUGUUAAAGGACCUCUAAUUUGUAACAAAGUGUGGGUUACCACCUUUCACUGGGAUUUUGUCAUAAGACCCCAUGGCAUAGAUGUUAAAAGUUUCGAUAGAGCUCUGGUAUUUUCAGAUCAAAAAAAAGACAUUCCAGGUUUCAAACAUUUUCUAAGAACACUUAAACCUUCCAAAUACCCAGAAGAUACUUUCCUUAAAAGAUUUUGGAACUCAGUUUUUCGAUGUUCAUUUGACUACAAAAUAUCAGAGCCAAAGAAUUGUUUACGAAAUACUUCUUUAGAGAUGCUGCCUAUUAGAUAUUUUGAAAUGUCUAUGUCUAGCCAAAGUUACAAUAUCUACAAUGCUGUGUAUGCUGUGGCCUGGGCUCUCCAUAAAAUACUCUUAACUAGAUCAGAAAUGGAAUACCUGCAAGAUGAAGACAGCCUAAUUCUACAUCCAUGGCAGCUGCACUCUGUUCUUAGGAAUAUCCAGUUUAACAACACUGUCGGUGACCAGGUGUUCAUGGAUGAGAAAAGGAUUGCUGUGAGAAACUAUGAUAUUACCAAUUUUGCAAUCUUUGAUAAUGGUACUGAAGUUCUGAUAAAAGUGGGAGAAUUUAUUCCUCAUGCUCCCUUUGGUGAAGAUCUUUCCAUCCAUGAGAAUAUGAUCAUGUGGAACCGAUUUUAUCUAAAGUUAGGUACAGCUACUUUUAAAGUGGGAAGCUUUAGCCAAUUUUCAGCUCUGCUUUCCCUUGAAGAAACCAUUUCAAGGUCCCUCAAAGAUUUCUUCCUUAUUCAGAAUCCCCAUUCUGUAUGCACUGAGAGCUGUGGAUUGGGGUAUCAGAAAUCUGCCCGUGAAGGCACAGCCAUCUGUUGCUUUGACUGUAUCCCUUGCCCAGAGGGGGAAAUUUCCAACCAGACUGAUAUGGACCAGUGUAUCAUGUGUCCUGAAAAUGAAUAUUCCAAUAAGGAGAAAAAUCUCUGCCUGCCAAAGGUGGUGACCUUUCUGGUCUAUGAGGAACCACUGGGAAUGAUUCUGACCUUCACAGCUCUGGCCUUCUCUGUCCUGACAGUUCUGAUCAUUGGGGUAUUUGUGAAGCAUAAGGACACCCCCAUAGUGAAAGCCAAUAAUAUAACUCUCAGCUAUACCUUACUUCUCUCCCUAAGCCAAUGUUUCUUGUCUUCCUUGCUCUUCAUUGGUAAGCCUAAUUCAAUCACAUGUCUUCUUCAACAGACAAUAUUUGGAAUCACAUUCACAAUAGCCAUCUCCUCCAUUUUGGCUAAAACAAUCACAGUAGUUCUAGUCUUCAAAGCCAUAAGACCAGGGAGCAGAAGCAGAAAAUGGAUUGGCUCCAAAACACCCAUUUCUAUUAUGCUUAUCUGCUCUUUGAUCCAAGUGAUUCUCUGUAGUAUCUGGCUAUUGGUUUCUCCUCCAUUCCCAGAUGCAGACCCACACUCAGAGCCUGAAUACAUCACCUUACAGUGCAACAUGGGUUCUCUCAUUGCAUUCUACUUUGUCCUGGGCUACAUGGGAUUCCUCGCCCUGGUAAGUUUCUCUGUGGCUUUUUUGGCCAGAAAUCUCCCUGAUACCUUUAAUGAAACAAAAUUUAUCACAUUCAGCAUGCUGGUAUUCUGCAGUGUCUGGAUCUCCUUUUUGCCCACUUACCAGAGCACUAAGGGGAAAACUAUGGUAGCUGUAGAAGUCUUUUCCAUCUUGAGCUCUAGCGUUGGGUUACUGGGCUGCAUCUUCUUUCCCAAAUGUUAUGUGAUCCUUCUGAGGCCACAAUGGAACACCCACGAAUGGGCAAAUCAUAAAUCCUAUGACAGCAGAAGACAUCAUUCUAAAGCAUUUCCUUAUGUAUCAUAGCAAUAUUAUGAGGUGCCUGAAAAAACUAAAUCAGAUGUGAUCUUGGAUGUAUCUUCAUCUGAGCAUGCCCUUCUUGACUCACCACCAUCCUUUAUCCAAUUGCUGUAUCGAUUUUCUAAUUAGUAUUUGUGGUGGUUACUUUUACAUUCUUUAUUUAUUUAGACAAAUUUAAUUUCUGUCCAUCCCACUCCUAUUAUUUCUACAAGUUCUCAUCUUUCCCACCAUCCCUUCUUCUUUUCUUCCAGGAAUGACUUCAGCUCUGACUCCCACCAACUCCUUUUGAAUUACUGGUGCCAACAAUCUUCUUUCCUUAUUUUCCUUUAUUCUCUGUCAUGAUACCAUCUGAUCUGACAGAUCAAAGGGUAGUCUUUCUGACUAGGGACUACUUUUCAUUUUUGUCCUUGUAUCCUGAGUGUUUAACUCAGUUUCUUGCAAACAUGAAGAAUUUAGAAAUGUUUGAUCAGCAUUCUAUUUAGUACAAGAAGUGAUUAUGUAUUAUCUUUCUGUCACCUAAGCUUGAAUCAUAGGAUCUAUCCUUAAAUUCUCACUUACUUUCACCCCUAUUUCCAAUCUUCUACAAAUUUCUCUUCUAUUUCAUUUGCAUCACAUCUCUUACCCUCUCCCUUCUCUCAACUGAUACUGUCAAAACCUGGGUAUUUGCCCUAUUGUAUUGGAAUAGCUAUUGAUUAAUUUCCUUAUCAAAAGUCUCUCUGUACUCCUAUUCCUCUUCCACUCAAGUUUAAAUAUGAUAUAUUAAAUUACAGGUCUGACUAUGUCACUUACCCACACACAGAAUUCUUUAAUAUCCAAUGUUUCCCUAUUACCUAUAGAAUCAAAUACUUUCUUUGGUUUUUAAAGUCCUUUCAUGCUUGAUCCCUUACUAUUUUUCCAGUGUCUUUAUACUUUUAUUCCAGCUUUUCUACUCUGUAAUCCACUGAAACUGAUCUCCAUUGUGUUCCAUGUGAACAAUAUUCCAUCUUUCAACAUAGAGUACUUCCCUGAAAUUUCCUCAUGUCUUGAAUGUGCACCGUGAAUGUACUGUUCUAGAUUCCCUUAGUAAUGGUGAAAUGUAAAAUAGCUAACAGGAAGUUUAGAAAUAAACUAUUUUAAAAUACAUUAACAAGCUUUAGUAUUAGCCUCUCAAUCAAUUCUAACUAUUUUAUGUAUUUAUAUUGCUUUAGUUUUUUUUUUUAUUUGUGAAAAUAAAAUUGCCUGUUUAAUACCUGAUUUGUGUUUAGAAAUUUUUUAUUUUUUUUAAUUUUACCCAGUUGCAUGUAAAACAUUUGUGGUUAUACAUGUACAUUCAUUUUUUACAUAUUCCUAUAUAAAUCAUGUUGGGAGAGAAAAAUUAGAACAAAAGAGAAUAACCAUGAGAAAAAAAAACAGAAGGAAAAAAGUGAACAUAGCAUGUGUUAAUUAAUAGUCAGUCUCUAUAAUUCUCUCUCUGGAUUCAUAUGGUGUUUUCCAUCUAAAAUAUAUUGAGAUUACCUUGGAUCACUGAAUUACUGAAAAGAACUAAGCCUUUCUUUGUUGCUCAACAUAAAAUCUUCUUGUUGCUACUUAUGAUGUUUUCCUGAUUCUGCUUGUUUCAGUCUGGAUCAGUGCAUGUAAAUCUUGCCAGGGUUUUCUAAAAUUAGCCUGUUCAUUAUUUUUUUUAACAGAACAAUAAUAUUCCAUUACUUUCAGAUACCAUAACUUAUUCAGCCAUUCCCCAAUUAAGGGGUAUCUACUCAUUUUCCAAUUCUUUGCCACCACAAAAAAAAAAAAAAAACUGCUAUAAACAUUUUUGCACAUUUGGAUCUUUUCCCCUCUUCUAUAAUUUCUUUGGGAUACAGCUACAAUAGUGUCACUCCUGGAUCAAAGUGUAUGCAUGGUUUAAGAGCACUUUGGAAAUAGUUCCAAAUAUUUCUUCAGAAUGUUUGGAUCAUUUCACAAUUCCACUAAUAUAUUAGUUUCUCAGUUCUCCCACAUCCCCUCCAACAUUUAUCAUUACCUUUUCCUGUCAUCUGAGCCAAUCUGAUAGUUGUGAGAUUUCACCUCAGAGCUGUUUAAAAUGUCCAUUUAUUUCUUUAAUCAAUAGUGAUUUAGAGUAUUUUUUUGAUAUGUCUACAGAUGGCUUUAAUGUUUUCAUCUGAAAAUUGUUUGUUCAUAUUCUUUGAUCAUUUAUCAAUUGGGGAAUGACAUGUAUUAUAAAUUUCACUCAGUUCUUUAUAUGUUUUAGAAAUGAGGCUUUUAUCAGAAACACUGAAUGUAACUUGUUCCUUCCCCCCAGCUUUUGGGUUCUCUUUGUCAAAUUCAUGUUUGUGUAAUUAAUAUUUUUGAAUUCCUUCUUCUCUUCUCCCUAUUGGAUAUUAUUUCCUAUUGAAUAUGAUCUCCCCAAAAACCAUUUUUCCUUUGAGAUUUGAAAUAAGAGAGGGUACAGAGCCAAGAUGAUAGAGAGUAUGCAGGUCUUUGUCUGAACUCAUCCUGGCUUCCCUCAGAAUCAGCACCUCUGAUCAAGCCUCUGAAUGAGUUCUGCCAUAACAGAAUCUCAAAUAUUUGGAGAAAAACAAAUUUCUGAUGUUGGAAGAACAUCAAGAAAAGUCUGUCUCAAUCAGGGAGGGGGUGAGGCAGCCCAACACAGGCAUAGUGCAGGGAGACACAGGGAGUAGAGGCUUCUAGCACCAGAGGAAUUGUUCUCCAUCUCAUGAGGCUCUCUUGGAAGAAUUCAAAAAGGAUCUUAAAAGAGAGUUAGAAAAUUUUGAAAAUAAAAGCAGAUUUCUAAUAAAAGGAAAUACAGAAAUUACCUGAAGAAAAGUACUCCUCAAAGUAUAUUUUGGUGAAAUGGAAAUUGUAAUCAACAUCUAUGAAAAUGAAAAAUUGAAUAUCUGAAAUGUAAAAAAGUCCAGUG